Molecule: messenger RNA, 2043 nt
Organism: Venturia canescens
Lineage: Eukaryota; Metazoa; Arthropoda; Insecta; Hymenoptera; Ichneumonidae
Product: L-lactate dehydrogenase-like
Exons: 5
Coding region: 463-1461 (332 amino acids)
Biological process (GO): pyruvate metabolic process; lactate metabolic process
Cellular component (GO): cytoplasm
Molecular function (GO): L-lactate dehydrogenase (NAD+) activity
Source: RefSeq, a predicted model, not a curated record
GUUGCUGCUGCCGCUCGAACUUGUAUAAGCGCUUGCGCAAAAUGACUUCACAUUCCACGAAAAGUAGCAACAGUACGUGCCACUUGGCACACUCUCAUCAAAUCCGAGUACAAAAACUGCGACAAUUAAAUUCGGGCAACAAUCUCGAGUAAUCCGGCAAUAAAAUUGUCGAAAUUGCCAGGAUUUUCGGACACUUCAUUCCCCCGAUUUAUUUCCCAUAUUUCGAAUUUACCGACUGCGGGAUAAGAUUCCCGAGGCGCAACGUCGCUCGCGCAUGCUUCCUAUAAAAGAAGGGGAUAAGGUCACCUUCCGAAACACACACCGCUGAGCUGUCAGACAAGCCGGUAACGCCUCAAGUAUCAGACCUGCUCUCGUGCGACUCAAAAUAUUUUCGGUGAGCUACGCAUUUCUGGGAUCUUUUCGUCGUCUCAUUGUCAAGGCAAUUCAACAGAAGAAAUCAAAAUGACCUCGUUGAAGGAAAAACUUUUGAGCGUCAUUUCGGAGCCCCAGUCGACAGGGAAAAACAAAAUUACGGUCGUUGGUGUUGGCCAAGUCGGGAUGGCUUGUGCUUUCAGUAUAUUGACGAAGAGUGUCUCAAGCGACGUCGUUCUUAUCGACGUGAUGGAGGAGAAGCUCAAGGGUGAGAUGAUGGAUUUGCAGCACGGAAGUGCAUUUUUGAAAAACGCUCGUAUCAACGCGAGCACCGAUUACGCAGCGAGUGCGAAUUCGAGCAUUUGCGUCGUGACAGCUGGUGCUAGGCAACGGGAGGGCGAGACCCGACUGGAUCUCGUGCAGAGAAACACCGAUAUUUUCAAGGGAAUCAUUCCCCAACUCGUAAAAUACAGUCCCAACACGAUCCUUCUGAUCGUUUCGAACCCGGUCGAUAUAUUGACUUACGUUGCGUGGAAAUUGUCCGGGCUGCCGAAAAAUCGCGUAAUCGGAAGCGGAACCAAUCUCGAUUCGGCACGCUUCCGAUUUUUACUCUCACAAAAACUCAACGUGGCUCCAACCUCCUGCCAUGGCUGGAUCAUCGGCGAACAUGGCGACACGAGCGUUCCAGUGUGGUCCGGAGUGAACGUCGCCGGUGUACGAUUGCGAGAUUUGGAUGAGACCGUUGGUACUGAGAACGACCCAGAAAACUGGGGGGAUCUGCACAAGCAAGUUGUCCAGAGCGCCUACCAGGUCAUAAAACUCAAGGGAUAUACAUCGUGGGCAAUUGGCUUGAGCAUUUCGAAUCUUGCGUCAGCAAUUCUUCGAAAUUCGAACCAAGUGCACGCCGUCUCGACCAUGGUUUCGGGUCUCCACGAGAUAAACGACGAAGUUUUCCUCUCCGUCCCUUGCACCCUGGGAGAGCACGGCGUGGCUUUCGUCGUAAAGCAAAAACUGACGGAGCAAGAGCGUGCAUUGCUCAAAAAAUCGGCAUCGACGAUGGCGGAGGUUCAGAAGGGUCUCAAAUUUUAAAAAUCAUCGUUCCUCUCUUACUCAAUCUUCCGUUAUUUUCUUAUCAUGUAAUACCGUGUAUUUCGCAACCGCCCAAAUCUUUUUCACUGUUAGCACAAAAGUAUUAACGUUUACGAGGGAACUAAAUGAUUCCGCUUGUGUUUGGGGUGUCAAGUCUCAUCUCAGUUAUUCUUACGCAUUUUUCUUCCUUGCUUAAUAUUUACAAUAAUAUUUAAUUGUCGUAGUUCCUUUUAGUGAGUGUGUUCUUGCUGACAAUAUUCGUGGCUGGUCAUUUCUUUCAAGUGUGUGUGUGUGUGUGUGUGUGAAGAAUCGUGUAUUUGUAAAAAAUGACGAUUAUUUCGUCGUUCAUUUCUUGUGCUCUCUGGUGAUACAAAUAAGCAGGAUAACUUAUGAAAAUAUUUUAAUUUUUGAUACUACUUAAUCCUAUUUGCCUUUUUUUUUACAAUGAAAUAGUCCAGCGAUGAAAAAAAGAUUUUUACCGUUACAAUAUUAACAGAGUCUGGAAUAAAUGUGAUGUAGAUAACGAAAGUGUCCAUAUUUAUCAACGUUCACGAAAUAUAGUGAAAAAAUGAGUGAAAUACA